AUGAGCGCUUCUUCAAGAGUCGUCCGCAAUGCGGCACACUCAACUUUCAUGACUGGUGCUCGUGCCUACCCUCGAGCCGGUCCCUCCUCAGCAUAUACCGCAUUCCUUCGUCGCAAUGGGCGAAACCUACCAGCGCAGAUGCCAGCGUUGGCUAUUUUAAUCCCUCGCCGUGGGGUCUCCACCGAUACACACACUUCCGGUAAUUCUUCACAAGGACCGCCACCAGGAUUCAAUGCUCAGAAAGCUUCGACCCCGCAGAAAGACCUAGUGAUUACCCCUAAUGCGCCAAACAAGGCGGCAGCGAAGUCGGCUGAGGAGCACGAAGUCGAACCUGUUCCGUCAGAUGUACCAACUGCAGUGCCUAAAACAGAUGCGACAGAGGCAGUGACGUUGAGCGAGUUGGCAGGUGUCAAAGCCAAAUCAGACGACAAGAAGGAAGUGAAAAAGGAGGAAAAGAAGUUGACCUUGGGUCAAAAAAUAAAGAAAGAGGCUCAGCACUACUGGGACGGAACGAAGUUGCUGGCAACAGAAGUCAAGAUCAGUACUCGUCUAGCCCUGAAAAUGGCCGCUGGUUACGAACUCAGUCGAAGAGAACAUCGACAAUUACAACGUACCGUUCAGGAUAUUGGCCGCUUAGUUCCUUUCUCCGUUUUUGUCCUCGUUCCAUUCGCCGAGCUGUUGCUCCCUGUUGCCUUGAAGCUAUUCCCAAAUCUUCUUCCCAGCACUUACGAAGGGCAAAAGUCCAAGGAUAAGAAAGCGGGAGACCUCAGAGCAACAAGAAAAGACGUCAGCAGCUUUCUUAGAAACACCCUGAAAGAGACAGGAUUGCCAUUAACGGCAGCAACAGCACAAAAGGAGGAGUUUACCCAAUUCUUCAAGAAACUCCGGUCCACCGGAGAAUCCCCUUCAGCAGACGAUGUUAUCAAGGUUUGCAAAAUUUUCAAGGAUGAUCUUACACUUGACAAUCUGUCACGACCACAACUUGUUGGGAUGUGCAGGUAUAUGAACUUGAACACAUUCGGCACGGAUAUGAUGCUCCGGUACCAGGUUCGCCACCGUAUGAGACAAAUCAAGAGAGAUGAUCGUGCUAUCAGCUACGAAGGAGUGGAGAGUCUUUCUGUGCCAGAACUCCAAGUUGCUGCUCAAAGUCGUGGAAUCCGAACACAUGGUGUAUCACCCGGAAGACUACGAGAUGAUCUCCAGUCAUGGUUAGAUCUCAGAUUAAAAUAUGGUGUCCCAUCCACACUCCUGGUUUUAAGUAAUGCUUUCAUGUACGCUCAAGGAAAGGAUACCGAGUUCAACACACAAAUCGAGGCGCUCACAGGUGUAUUGUCCUCGAUUCCUGAGGAGCUGUUCCACGAAAUGGAACUCGAGGUUCAUACCGCGGAGGGCGCAGCAACGAACAAGCAACGUCUCGAAGUGCUCCGUGAGCAACAAGAACUUAUCGAGGAGGAGAAUGAGCAAGACGAGGAAAACAAAGAGUCAGGGCGUGCUACCCCACGUGAUGACCAAGAUAUUGAUGAAAAGGAGGAACGCAGGAUGGAAGCCGCUUCGCAAGAGGCCUCCAAAACGCAGGCAUCCGAGGCCGCCGAUGCGGAAAAUGAGACCGCAGAGGCAACGAAAAUGGAACCACCAUCCGGAGAGAAGCGGUCGUGA
Molecule: messenger RNA, 1656 nt
Organism: Glarea lozoyensis ATCC 20868
Lineage: Eukaryota; Fungi; Ascomycota; Leotiomycetes; Helotiales; Helotiaceae
Exons: 2
Coding region: 1-1656 (551 amino acids)
Biological process (GO): intracellular monoatomic cation homeostasis
Cellular component (GO): mitochondrial inner membrane
Molecular function (GO): ribosome binding
Source: RefSeq, a predicted model, not a curated record